AUGCUCUCGCGCUCGGACUCCAGCGCGCGCGUCCUGCGCAGAUGCUGCUCCUCCACGUCGGCGCGCUCCAUCCUGGCGAUCUCCAUCUGCUGCCUUGCUGUCCAGGCCCUGUUUGACGCUCCAACUGGACAGGCUGUCGUCGUCACUUGCCAUGGGCGUGUGGUCCCGGCUCAGCUGCUGCUGGCGCAGCUCCCUCCAGAGCUCCUGCCGCCGACCCGCCAUGCUGUCCUCGGGCGGCUGGCCCGGCGGCUUCCUGCGCCGGCGCUCCUGCAGCUCCCGCCGCAGUGCCUCCCGCCUCGCCUGCGGCGUCGCCUCGGCGACCGGCGGCCAGCGGAGGCCCUGCCAGCGGUCUCGCUGCAGCUGCGGGCUCAAGUCGGGCGCGCUGGACGCUCCGCCGCUGCUCGCGUCCUGGCCCCGCGGGGCGCGGCCUCCUGCGCGCGCAGGUCGUCCUCCGAGCAGGCGGUCGUGCAGGUGUCGGCCGGGCUCGUGGCCGCGAUGCCCGGCUCUCCCGCUCGGCGCCGGCGGCCCAGGAGCAGCCGGGCCCUGCGAGGCCCCGCGAGCGCCUCUUGA
Molecule: messenger RNA, 570 nt
Organism: Prorocentrum cordatum
Lineage: Eukaryota; Dinophyceae; Prorocentrales; Prorocentraceae
Source: the annotation of a GenBank genome assembly